AAACCAAAAAAAAACCAGAUUUUCCCCAAAAGUGAUGAAGGAGAGUGUGAUAAACUAAUAAUUUUUGUUUAUUGGGCCUUACAGCCAUGAUGAUGUCUCUUUCGCGAAUCGCGCUCUAUCAUGGGUGUUUUUAAUCUCGUCAUACGUCACAUCGCUCGAACAUUAUUGGUCGAAAUCCGCUACCGGAUCCCUAAUGUCUGGACUCUUGGUUUUAUUUGGUGGAUGCGGUACAUCUUAUUUGUUAAAAUUGUUUAAACCACUGGAUCCAUAUCUUAUUUUCUCUUUUUUUAAUGUAAAUAAUUAAUCCACUAAAGUUUGUUGGUACAGUGUCAGUACAUGAUUGAUCGAAGGCGUUUCCUGUCUGAAAAAUUCCAUGGGAAAUCCCUAAAAAAAAAAACAUUGAAAACGACGUUGGCACACACUGUAGGACGAGUGUCUUAACUUGUUCGGAAACGUUUACUUUUAGGCAUCAACUGGAAUCAUUAAACGCUGAACAGUGUCCACCUACAACUAGAUUUUACCUAGAUGCUGUACCUUUUCAUUGAAAAAUAGAAAGAUGUUUUACGAUGAAGAUGAUCAUAGCAUUCUACAGUUUCUGGCACUUCGCCAGUCGCUUCAGCCGCAUGUAUUCCAUGAAAGAAACAAUCCAGUGAAAGAUGAUACAGGUAUGUCAAUCACAUCAAGGAAGAAAAACAAAAAACAAACUGAUGCAAUUUUAAUCAAAGUGGGUACCUCAAUGGGGCGCUUCUUUGAUAAUAAGGAACUCAGCGAUGUCAAGCUGAAGGUUGGUGAGAGAGUAUUCGAGGCACACAAGAUUGUACUGGUCUCUGCCAGUGAUGUCUUUGAGACCAUGCUGAUGAAAGGUGACUGGCAGGAAGCAAGUCAGCAAGAGAUAGAACUGCAAGAAGAUAACAGUGAUGUCUUCGCUCUUGUCCUGAAGUUCCUUUACACAGGAAAAAUCCGUCUUCACAUUGAGAACCUAAUGUCCAUAUACACGAUUGCUGAUAAGUACAACCUUAAAGGUCUGAAGCUAGGUCUCUGUAAAUUUCUUCAUAAAUUUGUAUCACAGCGGCAACAACAAGGGAAACUAACAGCACCAGAAGCUAUCGCGGUCUGCAAUGCCUUUGAAGCUGACACUUUGAUGCAUCCUGGCUUAAAAUGCAUUAUUCAGUGGAUUGGUUCCAAUUUCGCCAGUUUCAUUAAGAGUAGUGAGUGGCAGAAGUUGCCAAGGAGAACCAUUGUGAUGCUUCUCCAGAAAGAUGAAAUUGGGGACAACGAGCAAAAGAUAUUUGCAGCAGCCAAGAAAUGGUUGGAGUUCGAUAGCACUCGAACUCAAACACCAGAACUGAUCUAUGAAAUCCUACAGCAUAUCCGUUUAACACAUAUCUCUGCAAGGGAGUUGUAUGCCAUCGAAAAUGACCCUAUUGUGGUGAGGUGCCCCCAGAUGAUAAAACUUGUUUCUGAAACCAUUCGACGAAAGUUUUAUGAUGGUGUGCCGAACUUCAUAGGUGAAAGUGUGAAACCAAGGUGGCUGAAGCGGCGAGAUCGCUCUUACAAUACGUCAACAACAGCUCAUGCAGUGAGAUCCUCUUUUGACAUUGAUGAUUAUUAUGAUGACUAUGAUGACGGCGAUGUCUAUGACUGGUCUUCUUCAGAUGGUUACUAAAUGCAAGCAGUUUUCUUCUAUUGGAUUCUCCAAUAGUACGUAUACGAUUUAGGGUGUAAACUCCUUACAAAAUUCCUUCCACCUCUAUUGUUCAUAAGACAACCCGAUAUAUAUCUACAUUAUAUCAUAUGACUUACCUUUAUUGAUUUUUUUGUCCACAAAUUUAAAUUAUGAUUGUGAAUAUUGCUCCAUAUGAUAUCUUAACUGCAAUCAUAAAAUAUCUGUUAUUUGAUAAUUGUAUACACCCCAGCAAACAGAAAAAAAAAUGUAUAUAUAUAUAUAUAGAUAUAUAUAUGUAUAUAUAAGUGUGUAUAUGUAUGUUUAAUUUCAAAAUACCUGUUAGUUAUGCAGGCCGUAUCCGG
This is a messenger RNA of Anneissia japonica, 2028 nucleotides long. RefSeq names its product kelch-like protein 20. NCBI's taxonomy places the organism in Eukaryota, Metazoa, Echinodermata, Crinoidea, Comatulida, Comatulidae. Gene Ontology annotation, molecular function: protein binding. The record is from RefSeq and is a predicted model, not a curated record. The coding region runs from base 557 to 1666 and encodes 369 amino acids. The transcript is spliced from 4 exons.